Girardinichthys multiradiatus is the source of this 2324-nucleotide messenger RNA. Its product is annotated as carbonic anhydrase-related protein 10-like. The coding region runs from base 621 to 1607 and encodes 328 amino acids. The transcript is spliced from 9 exons. Gene Ontology annotation, molecular function: zinc ion binding; carbonate dehydratase activity. The record is from RefSeq and is a predicted model, not a curated record. Lineage: Eukaryota; Metazoa; Chordata; Actinopteri; Cyprinodontiformes; Goodeidae.
AGUAAAUCGCUCCUUAGAAGAGGUUUCUGUAUAGGGUAGUAGAUUCAAAUCUUAUUGUUUUCUGGAGAAUUUUGAGGGUAUGAGUAUAAAUUUUACUUUGAGAUUUAUACACUAGAACCGAUUUGUUUUUGUUUGUACUUUUAUCUCGUUAUUUUAACUCAGAACCGGAUUUUCUUUUGGUUAGUGUACUGAAUUCAUCCUGACAUCAUCUGAUGAACAUUUGGAGAUUUUCUGUCAGGCUCUGCGCUCUCCGCGGGCUCUGUGUCCACAGCGGCUGCGCGCUCAAAACCAGCAUCAUCUCCAAGCAGAGGAGAAGAUCCCACCGCUCAGGUCUUCUAACGGCUUCAUAUGCUGACAGACACCUUCAUUACGCACGCUUCUAACAUAAAAAAAUAAGACACAGAAGAAAGAAAUGUUACCUGGGCAACACGUCGGCGAGUGAAAGAGGACGGCGCUGAGGAAGCCGAUCUGCUGCUCCUGAGCUCGAGGCUUCCAAACGUUUCAGCGCUGCAAGUGGGGGCAGAGACGGGGACCAGGCGAAAAUGCUUAAAGUUUAUCCGUGUAGUCCUCCUGCGCGAUCACCUAGUUGCUGCAGGACAUGAACAGGAAUUAAACGAAGAAUGCGUUUCAUUUGGGAUUUAUGUUUGAUUUUGCAAAUAUACAUCAUCUGCAAUUCGUCAGCUCAGCCUAUUACGUCCAAGCUUGAUGAGAGUUGGUGGGCAUAUAAAGAUGUGGUCCAGGGAAGCUUUGUUCCAGUCCCAUCCUUCUGGGGUCUGGUCAACUCAGCCUGGAACUUGUGUGCCAUUGGGAAGAGGCAGUCCCCCAUUGACAUCGAAACCAGUCAUAUGAUCUUUGACCCCCACCUGACCCCUCUCAGGCUGAACACCGGAGGACGGAAGAUGGGCGGCACCAUGUACAACACAGGAAAGCAUGUGUCUCUGCGGCCAGACAAAACACAUCUGGUAAACAUCUCUGGGGGCCCCCUGGGUUACAGCUACCGAUUGGAGGAGGUCCGCCUUCACUUUGGGAGUGAAGAUGCUCUUGGUUCAGAACACCUCCUAAAUGGCCAAGGCUUUCCUGGAGAGGUCCAGUUGAUCCAUUAUAAUCAAGAUCUGUAUGCCAACUACAGUGAGGCAGCUAAGAGCCCUCACGGCAUUGCUGUGGUAUCCAUCUUCAUUAAGCUCUCAGAAAAUUCCAAUGCCUUCCUCAAUCGUAUGCUCAACAGAGAUACCAUCACCCGAAUUAACUACAAAUAUGAUGCAUUCUUACUAAUGGGCCUGAACAUAGCUGACCUUUACCCUGACACCAUACGCUACAUCACCUAUGAGGGCUCCAUUACGAUCCCUCCCUGUUACGAGACUUCCACAUGGAUCCUCAUCAACAAACCAGUUUAUGUGACACAGAUGCAGAUGCACUCUUUGCGCCUUCUCAGCCAGAAUGAGCCAUACAAGAUCUUUCUGAGUAUGAGCGACAACACCAGGCCAGCCCAGCCUCUGCUGCAGCGCUGCAUUCGAACCAACAUUAACUUCAGCAAGCAGGGCCGUGACUGCCCCAACAACCGCGCCCUUCGCCCACAGUACAGAGUCAACCAGUGGCUCCUGAAGUAAGAGCUGAGGAAGUGGAUCCACAACCAGUGCAGCACCCCGUGGCAAAGGGCAGCAAUGCUUCCUGUCUACUUCACUGUUCAAGCUGAAUAAACUGCAGAUGAAAUGAAUCAAACACUCAACUGCAAUUCACUUAAGACAGCUUUACCAAACUAACAUCAGCUAAACUAAGCUAACUGAACUCCAAACCAAAUUCUGUGCAGGCCUCCUACACAACCACAAUGUAAUACAGCUCAGUAUGGCCAGCACAGCAAUGGUGCAGUUCAGCCCAAAGGGUUAAAAAUAUCAUAAGGCUGCUGAUGUCAGCACUGUAUAGGUUUUUAUUUGUUGCUUAAACUUGCAAAUAAUUAUUUUCAGCCUGGUUUUCAGAUGGAUGGAUGUCAUAUAAAGACAGGAUUAUUGAUGCCAUCCCUCCAAUCCGGGCUUCAGAGUGAAAUAAUUAAAACUUUCAUUCGCUCCCCUGGAAGAGUUUACAUUUCCACUGAAGGCCUGUAUGCCUGGCAAUAAAGAUAACUCUGCUGUGGUGUGUGAAGAAUACCCUGCUCAUCAUAUGAAAUAAAAAGGAGAAAAUGUCAUUUUCUCAGAGUGUCAAUUUCACAUGCACCUCAUUAUGUUAAUGUUAUGUUGUAUACCAAAACUGAAAAAAAUUGCUUUAGACUUUGAAAUGUAGUGAUUGAAGUUUCUUGUGUAAUUAAAAAUAAUUUUACAAGAUUGAAAUUA